This is a messenger RNA of Staurois parvus, 291 nucleotides long. The record is from the annotation of a GenBank genome assembly. NCBI's taxonomy places the organism in Eukaryota, Metazoa, Chordata, Amphibia, Anura, Ranidae.
GUAACAAUUCUGUGUCUGUCCCUGAGUAACAAUUCUGUGGCCCUAAGUAACGGUUCUGUGGCCCUCAGUAACAAUUCUGUGUCCCUGAGUAACGUUUCUGUGGCCCUAAGUAACAAUUCUGUGUCCCUGAGUAACAAUUCUGUGGCCCUAAGUAACGGUUCUGUGGCCCUCAGUAACAAUUCUGUGUCCCUGAGUAACAAUUCUGUGGCCCUAAGUAACGGUUCUGUGGCCCUCAGUAACAAUUCUGUGUCCCUGAGUAACAAUUCUGUGUCUGUCCCUGAGUAACAAUUC